AAGAUGCACCUGUCUAAUAGAACUGUGCAGAAAAGCCAUUUUGUUAGCUUAGCCUAGCCAUGUCGGUUAAAGAAAGACUCUAGUAACAAGCGUUUAUUACACCAUCGCUAACAAUGUCGCUUUUACGCAUUUGUCUACUGUCUAAACACCCCAAAACCCAACUCUUUAUCACGCUUUACUAGCCGGAAAAGGUAUGGACUAGCUUUGAAGGCUAUUGCUAAAGUGCUAUGAAAACACGCAAAGUGGUAGCCAGUGCUAACUUGUGCUGCAGUAGCUAUCUGUUUACCUAGCUGUCAGCAGUAAUGUUUUCGUGCUAAAUAACGUUACGGGGUGCUUUGUUUUACUCGUUUUUAAUUAGACACUUUAUGCUCUGGUCCAAAGAUAAGUGGCUGAAGUUGUGAGUGUAAACAAACGACUAAACAAACUCAACUUAGCAAAACAAAUAAAACAACACAGUGUUAAGUCCAAGCGCUAAUCUGAUAAUGGCAGAAGACACCCGACAGGAAAAGAGAGCCAGCUUCUCCAACGGGAUGAUGCCCCGGACCUCUGUGGCCUCGGGCAAAGCAGGAGCCUCCAAGAAACUAGUCAUUAAAAACUUCAAAGAUCGACCCAAACUAGCAGAGAAUUACACAGAAGACACAUGGCUGAAACUACGAGAGGCAGUGAAUGCAAUCCAAAACAGCACUUCAAUCAAAUACAAUCUUGAGGAGCUCUAUCAGGCAGUAGAAAACCUGUGUUCCUACAAAGUGUCUCCAACACUGUACAAACAGCUGCGGCAGGUUUGUGAGGACCAUGUUCAAGCUCAGAUCCACCAGUUCAGGGAAGAGUCUUUAGACAACCUCUCUUUCCUGAAGCGAAUGAAUCGCUGCUGGCAGGACCACUGCAGGCAAACUAUUAUGAUCCGGAGUAUUUUUUUGUUCCUUGAUCGAACCUAUGUUCUCCAGAAUUCUCUGCUCCCUUCAAUUUGGGACACUGGCCUAGAGUUGUUCCGCACACACAUUGUGAGCGAUGCGGCUGUUCAAAAACGUACAGUGGAUGGUAUUUUGGAGCAAAUUGAGCUUGAGCGAAAUGGAGAGACAGUAGACCGCAGUCUCCUCAGGAGUCUGCUGGGCAUGCUGUCUGACCUGCAGGUGUAUAAGGAAGCCUUUGAGGAGAAGUUUUUGUCUGAGACCAACCGCCUGUAUGCAGCAGAGGGACAGCGGCUGAUGCAGGAGAGGGAUGUGCCUGAGUACUUGCACCAUGUGGCUCGACGACUAGAAGAAGAGAAUGAUCGUAUUGUGAGCUACCUCGACCAAAGCACUCAAAAACCACUCAUUAGCUGUGUUGAAAAACAACUAUUAGGAGAACAUCUGACCGCAGUACUGCACAAAGGCUUGAGCACAUUGUUAGAUGAGAACCGUGUCACUGAGCUGGCUCUUUUGUACCAGCUCUUCAGUAAAGUCAAAGGAGGACUUCUUACUCUGCUGCAGUUUUGGCGAGAAUACAUCAAGUCUUUUGGCAGUGAAAUUGUAUGUACACCAGAGAAAGACAAGGACAUGGUGCAGGAGCUGCUGGACUUUAAAGACAAAAUGGACAAUGUGGCUCACAAUUGUUUUGCUCGCAACGAGGGUUUCAUCAAUUCAAUGAAGGAAGCCUUUGAAACUUUCAUCAACAAAAGGCCCAACAAACCCGCUGAACUCAUAGCUAAGUAUGUAGACUCAAAGCUAAGAGCAGGAAACAAGGAGGCUACAGAAGAGGAACUGGAGCGAAUCCUGGACAAGAUAAUGAUAAUCUUUCGCUUCAUUCAUGGAAAGGAUGUGUUUGAGGCUUUUUACAAGAAAGACCUUGCAAAGCGACUUCUGGUUGGCAAGAGUGCGUCAGUAGAUGCCGAAAAGUCCAUGCUGUCCAAGCUUAAACAUGAGUGUGGAGCGGCUUUUACAAGUAAAUUAGAGGGGAUGUUUAAAGACAUGGAGCUAUCCAAAGAUAUAAUGAUUCAAUUCAAACAGUAUAUGCAGAACCAGAGUGAGCCCAGCAAUAUAGAGCUGACUGUGAACAUCCUCACUAUGGGCUACUGGCCUUCAUACACCCCCAUGGACGUGCACCUACCCACUGAGAUGGUGAAACUCCAGGAGGUAUUUAAGCUCUUUUAUCUGGGCAAACACAGUGGGAGGAAACUGCAGUGGCAGCCCACACUGGGCCACGCUGUGCUCAAGGCCGAGUUUAAAGAGGGGAAGAAAGAGGUCCAGGUGUCUCUGUUCCAAACUCUGGUGCUGCUGAUGUUCAACGAGGGAGAAGAAUUCAGUAUUGAGGAAAUACGCACAGCUACUGGCAUAGAGGAGGGCGAGCUCAGGCGCACGCUGCAGUCUUUGGCCUGUGGAAAAGCUCGAGUCCUCAACAAAAUGCCCCGAGGGAAAGACGUGGAAGAUGGAGAUCGAUUCAACUUCAACAAUGAUUUUAAACAUAAACUCUUCCGUAUCAAGAUCAACCAGAUUCAGAUGAAAGAAACGGUGGAGGAGCAGGUCAGCACCACAGAGCGUGUGUUUCAGGACAGACAGUACCAGAUCGAUGCAGCUGUGGUUCGUAUCAUGAAGAUGAGAAAAACACUGAGCCACAACCUCCUCGUUUCUGAGCUUUACAACCAGCUCAAGUUUCCUGUCAAGCCGGGGGAUUUGAAAAAGAGGAUCGAGUCUCUCAUCGACAGAGACUACAUGGAGCGAGACAAAGAGACCCCAAACCAGUACCACUAUGUUGCCUGAUGGAGCUUCACCGUUAGCGUUCGAUCACAGCAAGUAGCCUCCACAAACCACCGCAGCCCUUCAGCCAUCAGACCGAAAUCUAAACCAGGACUACACUCUGCAUUGUCCCACUGUGUGUUAAAGUUGCACUGUGUAACUUUUCUGUUGGGGCGUCUAUGUCCUGCUUGUUUCCAAACAAGCAGGGUGUCCAAACUGUUUUCAUCAAGGGCCACAUAUCUAAACACAGAUGAAGCAGAGGGCUGAUCAAGAGCCAUAGACUGAUGCUCAGUACAGGAAAUAAUUGAAAUGUGCACAUGUUUAACACAUUAAAAUGAGCCAUCAGUCUUUAUUCAUGCUAAGAUCCUUAAAACCACACAGUAAAUAUUAAAUAAACUUGCAGUAGAAAGUUAAUUUGUAAUUGAUGUAAUAAUUAAUAAUUUGGGCCAAUUCCCCUGGAAAUCUGAGGGCCAAUUCACCUGGAAACCUUGGACAUGCCUGGUCAACGAUGUUUCACAGUACAGCAUUAAACAUGUCUAGACAAGGCAAGGCUAGUUAAUUUGUAUAGCAAAGUAAUUCACAGAAUAGGAAAGACAUUAAAAUCACAAUACAGACAAAUCAAAACUAAUAAUCUUCAUGAAAUGAACAUUAAAAGAGAAGACAGAAGAGUGAGAGAUCUGUCUUUUAUUAUUCAGUUACAGGUGUUUUUAUUGCUCAAAAAUACAUUAUAGAACAUGUACUAUUCCAGCUGUGUGGAAGUCACCUCUCCACAGAGCUGACCUGUUUCUGUGGAGAUAUAAAGUUUAAUGCCAUAGUGUGGAACAUUCCAAUUAACACAAUAGCUUUGUCAUGAAGAUUAGCAAGUGCCAGACUCUUCAUCUGAAAUGUUACACAAUGCACCUUUACGUUUAGGUGGGAUCAGAGUAAGACACUGCUGCUUGAAGUGGUCUACAUUGCUGAUAAUGGUUGCUCCACAAAGACUUUCUGCUAAUGCAAAGCUCAAUUAAAAUAGCACUUUUCCUUUUUUUUUUCUCUUAUUUCCUCUGUAUUAGAAUUUUCUUUAUUAUGUCCAACUAAUCAAACAUUUUCUACUAUAGUUGGUUUGUCUUUAGCUACACAUUUAGUUUUAAUUUAUGUUCGAGACUUUCUGUUGUGGAUGACUGCAUUAACUGCUGAGUUUUGAGUUGAAUGCUUGUUUGGAGUUGUUAGGGACAAAACAAAAAUGAAAUGAGGGUUAGAUGUUUUAUGUCUGAAAAUAUUCAACAUUUUAUUCAGGUAAGCCACUUCUUUGGAUUUCUUUGUUGUUUUUGACCAAAAUGUUCAAUGUCACCACCCAGCGUUUUGUAUAAGAGAUUGUAUGGAGUGAGAAAAGUAAAGCUGAAUAAAUAUUUAAUAAUACAA
Boleophthalmus pectinirostris (great blue-spotted mudskipper) is the source of this 4112-nucleotide messenger RNA. It is a transcript of the gene cul4a, whose product is annotated as cullin 4A. Gene Ontology annotation, biological process: protein ubiquitination; DNA damage response; ubiquitin-dependent protein catabolic process. Gene Ontology annotation, molecular function: ubiquitin protein ligase binding. The record is from RefSeq and is a predicted model, not a curated record. Bases 483 to 2735 code for a protein of 750 amino acids. Gene Ontology annotation, cellular component: Cul4A-RING E3 ubiquitin ligase complex. Lineage: Eukaryota; Metazoa; Chordata; Actinopteri; Gobiiformes; Gobiidae. The transcript has 20 exons.